Megalobrama amblycephala (Wuchang bream) is the source of this 2145-nucleotide messenger RNA. Its product is annotated as ribonuclease inhibitor-like. The coding region runs from base 845 to 1879 and encodes 344 amino acids. Gene Ontology annotation, molecular function: protein binding. The transcript has 9 exons. The record is from RefSeq and is a predicted model, not a curated record. NCBI's taxonomy places the organism in Eukaryota, Metazoa, Chordata, Actinopteri, Cypriniformes, Xenocyprididae.
GAAGAAUAAGUUGCCCUUAGUUAUGGAACAAACAGUGUCAGUUUUAUUUUUUAAUAUAUUUUUAUACUGCUAUCAGAGUUUGGGGGGACACAAAGGUCCUAUCUGAAGCUAUACCACUCAAAAAUGUGUAGGUCUAUAUAGUUUUUGGAGAAGACUGGAACUAAACAAGGAAAGGUGAGGAAACUCAUGGUCAAUCUUGUGAUGUCAGCUAAAGUUAUAGUUAAUUAGUGGAUGUGAAGAGGAGGAGGAAUGAGUGCUUCAGAGUAACAUAUUUAAUAACAAGGGAAGCAGGCCUAGAAAGAUUCUGAUUAGGUGAGAUGUGGAAUAAUAAGCUGAUGAACGUGACAUAAACAGACACGUGACCUGAACACCCGCUUUCACUACACAGAGCACACCGCCCUCUACCGGCUAAAACAAGAAUAAUCUGCUGUGGCUCCUAAAUGCGUUAUCCGUGUCAUAUAAACAUGUUUGUUUGGAGUUUAUCAGAACAUUGCACUGAUUUGACUUAUUAACUGUAAACUUUGACCUUAUUGAUGAUUAAACUCAACCAUUAAAACACAAAGCAGUGUCGACGUGCCGCUCUCGCGUUGCUACAGGCAAAAGUAAAAGUAAAGGAAAGCUGAUGUUUCGCCAUUUUAAACAGACUUUAAAAAUUCCUUCCAAUUUAAAAUAUUGUUAAUUUUUUCGUAUAAACUUUUAUAAAACCUUAGACAGGAAUUUAUGUGUAGCGUGAUGAAGAGAUUGAGGAGUUUGUGAAUCGGGUGCUCUGUAGAUUUUGAUGAAGGUGAUUGUUCACGUCACCCUUUACAGAGUCAGAGGACUGUUUUAACUGUUCAGCUUCAUUAUGGAUGACACACAAACAUCCAGAGAUGAAGAUUUUUCUCCAGGAUACAGUUCAGUUCAGCAGAAGAGAUCAGAGCCAGAGCCCAGCUGUGUGUCUAUGAGGAGUGACGGGUCUAUGGAUCAUCCAGAACAUUUUAAGAAUGACGAUACACAGACUGAUCUCAGUUUGAGUGAUUGUGGAGUCACAGAGAAAGAUUGUGCUGCUCUGACUUCAGUUCUGACAUCAAACCCCUCACAGCUGAGGGAACUGAAUCUGAAUAAUAAAAAACUACAUGAUUCAGGUGUGAAGCUUCUCUCUGUUGUACUGGAAGAUCCUGACUGUAAACUGGAGAAACUCUGGUUGAUGAAUUGUGGAGUCACAGAUGAAGGUUGUGCUGCUCUGGCUUCAGCUCUGAGAUCAAACCCCUCACACCUGAGAGAACUUGAUCUGACUGGGAAUAAACUAGGAGAUUCAGUUCAUCUGCUCUCUGCUGUACUGGAGGAUCCUCAUUGUAAACUGGAGAUACUGAAGUUAGGUGGUUGUGGAGUCACAGAUGAAGGUAGUGCUGCUCUGGCUUCAGCUCUGAGAUCAAACCCCUCACACCUGAGAGAACUGAAUCUGACUGGGAAUAAACUAGGAGAUUCAGUUCAUCUGCUCUCUGCUGUACUGGAGGAUCCUCACUGUAAACUGGAGAUACUGUGGUUGAGUUGUUGUGGAGUCACAGAUGAAGGUUUUGCUGCUCUGGCCUCAGCUCUGAGAUCAAACCCCUCACACCUGAGACAACUGGAUCUGUCUUUGAAUAAAGUAGGAGAUUCAGUUCAUCUGCUCUCUGCUGUACUGGAGGAUCCUCACUGUAAACUGGAGAUACUGAGGUUGGUGUACUGUGGAGUCACAGAUGAAGGUUGUGCUGCUCUGGCUUCAGCUCUGAGAUCAAACCCCUCGCACCUGAGACAACUGAAUCUGUAUGGGAAUAAACUAGGAGAUUCAUACGUGAAGCUUCUCUCUGAUCUAAAUAAUGAUCCAUGUUAUAAACUGGAGACACUAGAUCACAACUGACUCUCAGUAUUCAGGCGUCAGUCCAGUUUCCUCAGGAUCAGCUGAUGGUGAAUAAGGAGCCGCUACAGAGACGUCACAGUCAACAGAGACUGAAGACACAGAGACUCACAGAGAUCACUGUCAUGUGUGUGACUUCACUGCAGUUUCUUGUUUGUAACUUUUUCUAGGUCUGAUCUUUUCAAUUGCAGAUGUCUUCAGAUUUCCACAAUGAUCUAAUAAAGGAUUUGAACUCAAUGAUAAAUAAUGUAAGAUUCUUCUAUUUGUGA